Messenger RNA from Anoplopoma fimbria (sablefish), 3836 nucleotides. It is a transcript of the gene b4galt3, whose product is annotated as UDP-Gal:betaGlcNAc beta 1,4- galactosyltransferase, polypeptide 3. Lineage: Eukaryota; Metazoa; Chordata; Actinopteri; Perciformes; Anoplopomatidae. The transcript is spliced from 7 exons. Gene Ontology annotation, molecular function: glycosyltransferase activity. The record is from RefSeq and is a predicted model, not a curated record. Gene Ontology annotation, biological process: carbohydrate metabolic process; galactosylceramide biosynthetic process. Bases 1 to 1440 code for a protein of 479 amino acids.
AUGGCUUGGUACGGACGCUCUCUGGACUCCCCGUGUACACUGGCCUUGCUGGUGGGCUUCCAGUUUGCCUUUGUUCUCUAUUUCUCCCUUGGGGGCUUCCGAGGCCUGGUGUCUGUCCUGGUGCACACCACAGAGCCAGAGUUUGAUUACUCUCGACCUCACGACGUCUAUACCAACCUCAGUCAUUUGGGAGUGCCGCCUCCCCCGCCUCGCAACGCUGGCACUGGACCCCCUCCUACAGGACCACCGCUGAGAGACUGCCAGAUCCCUUCCCCACUGCUGGUCGGACCUGUGUCUGUCACUCUCUCCUCUCCUCUGUCCCUUGAGGAGAUCAGACAGAGGAACCCGUUAGUGUCGCGAGGCGGACACUACCGGCCUCCUGACUGUGAGCCGCGCCACCACACAGCAAUAGUGGUACCAUACCGGAACCGGCAGACCCACCUCCGUGCGCUCCUUUAUCACCUCCACCCCUUCCUGCAACGACAGCAGAUCCACUACAGCAUCUAUAUAGUACAGCAGUGGGGUAACAGUACUUUUAACCGAGCCAAGCUGCUGAAUGUCGGGGUGCGGGAGGCCCUCAGAGAUGAAGACUGGAGCUGCAUCUUCCUGCACGAUGUUGACCUGCUGCCCGAGAACGACCACAACACCUACACCUGUCACAAACAGUUCCCAACACACAUGUCUGUGGCCAUGGACAAGUUCAGAUACAGGCUGCCGUACCCACAGUAUUUUGGUGGGGUGUCUGCAGUGAGCCCAGACCAAUACAUGAAGAUGAACGGCUUCCCUAACCAGUACUGGGGCUGGGGCGGAGAGGAUGAUGACAUUGCUGCUAGAGUACGUCUAUCUGGCAUGAAGAUCAUGCGCCCUCCAGUGGCCAUUGGUCAUUACAAGAUGAUCAAGCACAAAGGAGACAGAGGCAAUGAACAAAACCCACGCAGAUUUGACCUUCUGAAAAGGACCAGACUCAACUGGCGCUCUGACGGCCUCAACUCUCUGAGCUAUGAGCUCCUUUCCAGAGAGCUGGAGCCUCUCUACACAAACCUCACCGUCGACAUUGGCGAAGACCCCCGUUUGCCCCACGGGAAAGCACCCAUCCCCGUGAAAACAGCAACCCCUGUCCACCAACGUAGCAUCAGCAGGACCGUUGGCACAAACAAACAGGAGAAAGGACAAGGGAGCAACGGGGCAAACAUGACUGUGGCUAAGCCGGCGGGGGGAAAGACAGAAUCUGCCCAGUUAAAGGCAGCAAAUCAAACAACACAGGAGAAGACAGACAUCGCAAGUCGUAAGCAACCCAUCUGCUGCCAGCAGACCUGCAGCUUCAUCCAGUUUGUUCCCAAAAAACUGCUGCUGUCAGUCCGUCCCACUGCACGGUGGGUUUGUGUUUCUGUGCCUUCUCUCUUUUAUGCGCAUUUUAUAGACAGGGGUAGCUGCUCUUAGACGCUGACCUGGGGUAAGUUUUACCACUCCUGCCUCGCAGGCAAAUGUUGGAAGGCAGGGAGGCUAAAGCUGAUCCUUGAUCAGGACAAAUGAUUUGUUCCUGGACUGCCGUUUUAUAUAUGUGUGCAUUGGUCAAGCGCUGAGUAAUGCGCAUAGUGCCCAUAGUAAAGCGCCAAUAGUUAUCAGACAAUUCUAGAGUUUAUAUUUAUAUAGAGACUUCUUUAUUUGUUUUCCAAGAUGUUUAACUCGUCCUUCCUUACGGUCUGGUGCCUCUCUCUUUCUGAAAUUUAGUUACUAGACAAUCAAAUCAUAUUGGAAGAAGAUAACUCUGUAUCCAACCACAUACCAAUGUGAUGAAAUAUUAUCAUGAUGAGUAUCUUUACACCUGGCAGAUAAACAUAGACUUGGCAUGAUAGUUGUUGUCUAGUUUGACUAUACUCUUGAUACAUGGAUAGACCAAUGCUUGUACUCUGUGAUUUUAUUAUUUUUCUUUUAGAUUAGUCAGGUAUGGGACAAAAAGCAAACUUGCAGACAAUAUUGUAGGCACGUGACUACACAUCUGCCUGUUUCAGAUUGUAUUUUAAUUAUAGAAAAGGUCAUAGCAACGAAAAAGCACUGUGUAUAGAUCUAGGUCAGCUUUUUACUAGAAGUCCUGACGUCUUCACAGAGGGUCUCAGUAUAAUAAGAAAGACCCUGAUGUAACUAAAAGCUAUAAAUGAGUGUAUGUCUCUACUUGUAUGUCACUUUUGUAUCUUAAAGGAAAGGAGACAAGGAAGAAGGACAUAUUAGAGAGAAAAUGUCAUAAUUUCAUUCUGAGGGCUAACAAAUUAGGACAUGCAUGUAGGUCAUUUAUGCUGAUCAAUUAUCAUCUACUUCACGGCUUACAGAUUUUCAGUUUUUGUUUCCAUGUCAUCUAUUCAGAAUGUAUUAUUAUGAGUUUACCUUUUGUAAAGGGGGAGUUUAUCAGUUGAGCUUAGUUUGAUCUGAUCUGAUCACACGUAGGAUUUCUUGCUGCUAUUUCAAUAGGGAAACGGUGAACUGUGUAAUUAAUAAGCUUGAAAAAUGACAUUUUGUUACACACAUUUUCUGGUGUGGAGUUGAGUUUUAUCACACUAACAAGUAAUGUAUUAGUUCUGCUAAUUUGAAUGUAUUUAAUUUAUUAAUUUAUUUAUUAAGUGACUGAUGGACUCAAUGCUGUGUUUUAGGGGUCGAAAUGACCUUUUCCAUCGUAUAGCAGAUUAUGUUCCUUUUAUACCAUGUUAUAUACGCCACGUUUCUUAAGUUAACAUUGUGCCUCAUGAAAUGAGACCAUUACUGAAGGACUGAAUUCUUACUGCUGGGCUAUAUGUGAGCGCCCUCUAGUGGUAUAGGGUGGCAUUGUGUCAGUCAAGAAGAACCAAGUACUGAAUGAAACUGCAUUGUUGUGACAUGAAUGCUAAUCACAAAUGUUGGCCAUUCACAGGCUUCAGCCAAUCAAAUCUUUGCAUUGCUCUGUGUGGACGGUUUCUCGAUUGCGUAAUAUCACAUGAUUGAUCCUGCCAGCUUAAAGGUGUAGAGACUGGAACUGUCUGUAUUUUACUGGUUUACAUAACCAAAAACUACAUGGUGAGUGUUUAUGAAUGGAUAUAGUUUUAUAGAAGGAAUCCGUGUUUAUUUAUGAUAAAAUAUUACCGGUUAUAAACAAAGAGUGCUGUGCGAACCGAUUGUCUUGACAGAGUACAUUGGGAGAUAAUAAGGCCCAAUUUCUUAGCUUUGUACUAGAUAGUAGUUUAGUUGCAUAUCAAUAGAUAAUAUAUCCACCAUAUAUCAUAUUUCCUUGGACAAUGCCUGUAUGACAUGAAGCAGUGACACACUGAAAGCUUUUAAGGACGUUAAGUAAUCUCAUCAGAUUAAUCAGCAUACUGUGUGCUUACCUGGAGAUUGUUCUAUAUUUAAUAAAUAGGCUAGUUUUUAUAAAGGAUGUUUUCACAUCAAGUGUUGGAAAUAUAUACUGUGUUUGUUUGUUGAAAUUGGUAACUGGGAUUUGGACUUCAUGGCAACAUUUCUUUUAUUUAAAGAGUUAAUAUGCUGUCAUUUAACACACAUUUGAGGAGUGUCAAUGUAAUGUUGAGAAGCACCUGAUUAGAAGGAUAGGAUGUUUAUGUAUUCAUGAUAAAUGAAGCAUAAUUAAAACAUCACUUAUAAUUAAGAACCAUGAUAUUUGCAUCAUACAAUGAUACAUGUCAUCCUCUUACGUUGCUUUAUUUAUUGACCUUAGAUUGUGAGUGUAUGUGUUCAUGUGUGUGAUUGUGUGUUUGUGUUCGUGUGAGUGGGUGUUCAUGUGUAUGAUUGUGUAGAGAGUAAGGUCAUAAAAAAAGGCAGAGGCAGUGAACUAUAUGAUGGACAGUGUUGUGAGA